ACAUGAAGGAUGAUGGAUUACAUGAGCACAGCGGGAUUCGGAUAACCCACCAUAAGCGUCAUCGAAGGAAGAGGACAAAAAGACAGAUUUCCUCUCUCGGAUUCCGAGAUUUUUUUUUCUCUCUUUUUGCUCAGCCUGGAACCAUUUCCACAAUCCAGCCAUGGCAACGGCGGACGACCUGUCCCUCUCCAAGGAGGCCGUGACACCGGCCGUCUCCGGAGCCGAAUCCGACUCGGCAUCGACAUCCAUGGGGACAAUCGCGCCCCUUCCGGCCGCACCAGGGCCGCAGCAACAGCAGCAGCAGCAGCAGCGGCGGCCCGACCCGGACCAGAGCCGGGAUCACAACUCGGACCCCGAAUCGGACCCGGAAUCACACCGCCGCAUCUCCCAAGGGGGCCCGCGCUCGCAGUCCUUCGGCGCGCGCCCGGCCUGCUUCACCUCGACGCUGCAGGAGUGCCUUUUCGUCUUCCAGGCCACGACCGCGACAGCUACCUCGUCCUUCUUCCUCGGCGCCUCCGCCAUCCUGACCGCCUCCAUCGGCCGCGACCUGGGCAUGACGCAGGGGGAGAUCAGCUGGAUCACGGCGUCGACGUCGCUGACGGCGGGCGCGUUCCAGCUCGGGCUGGGCCAGUCGGCCGACCUGCUGGGGCGGCGGGCGCAGUUCGUGGCGGGGAUGGCGUCGUUCGCGGCGUUCGCGCUGCUGGUCGCCUUCGCGCAGAACCCCUUCUGGAUGGACGUCGUGUGCGGCCUGCUGGGCCUGUGCGCCGCCAUGGUCGUCCCCCCCGCCAUCGGCAUCAUGGGCGCCGCCUACGACGUGCCCAGCAAGCGCAAGAACCUCGCCUUCUCCGCCUUCAGCGCCGGCAACCCCCUCGGCUUCGUCCUCGGCAGCGUCAUCAGCGGCGUCGCCGCCAUGGUCCUCAACUGGCGCGCCUCCUACGUCCUCAUGGCCAUCCUCUGGGUCGUCUUCGCCGUCGGCGCCCUCUGGACCAUCCCCAAGGUCGAGGCAUACCCGCCCGGCGAGCCGUUCCGGGAGAGGCUGGCGCGGUUCGUGCGCACGUUCGACUUCGUCGGCACCGCGCUGACCAUCCUGGGGACCGGCCUGCUGACGGCCGGGAUAACGCUCGGCCCGACGGACGGUUGGAAGACGGCGCACAUCAUUGCCAUGCUCGUCGUUGGCGUGGUGUUGCUCGCCGCGUUUGUCGGCUGGGAGACCGUCUACCCGCACCCGCUGAUGCCGCCGCACAUCUGGAAGGACCGCAAUUUCACCUUUAUCAUACUGUCCUGCCUCCCCGGCUUCAUGGCGUUCACGUCGUCCCAAUUUUGGCUGUCGUUCUUCAUGCAGGAGCGCCAAGGCCUGACGCCGCUCCUGGUCGCCGUACACCUGCUGCCGCAGGUUGUCGCCGGCCUGAUCUACAACGCGAUCGCCGGCGCGGUCCUGCACCGCAUCAACAACACGCUGCUCCUGGUCAUGGGAAGCCUGGCGUACGUCGGAUCGAACGUGCUGCUGGCGCUCAUGCAGCCCGACAGCCCGUACUGGGCCUUCAUCUUCCCGUCGCUGAUUCUGGGCGUUGUCGGGGCUGACUUCCAGUUCAACGUGGCGAAUAUGUACGUGAUGCAGUCGUUGCCCUCCCACCAGCAGGCCCUGGCCGGCGGCAUCUUCAACACGCUGUUCAGGCUGGGGACGGCCAUCGCGCUGGGCGUGUCGACGGCUGUCUUCACGCAGUCGACCGAGACGCCGCAGGGCGUGGCCGACCCCAUGGUGCCCUACGCCAAGGCGUUCCAGGUGUCCAUCGGCCUGGCCGCCGGCAGCUUCCUCUUCCUGCCGUUCGUCCGGCUGGGCACCCAGGGCCAUGCCCCCCGCCCCGCGGACGCUGGCGAGCCUGCGGGCUCCGGCAAGGCGGUCGCUCUCGCACAGAUUGCGCCCGCUGCUGCCGAAAAGAAGGAGCAGAAGUAGAGGUUUUGCCAUCUAACCGUGCCAUAUCUUGAUGUUUUGGAAAGCCGUCGAUAGACCUUGGAUACUGGAAACCGUCGAUAGA
Molecule: messenger RNA, 2036 nt
Organism: Thermothielavioides terrestris NRRL 8126
Lineage: Eukaryota; Fungi; Ascomycota; Sordariomycetes; Sordariales; Chaetomiaceae
Exons: 4
Coding region: 161-1954 (597 amino acids)
Biological process (GO): transmembrane transport
Cellular component (GO): membrane
Molecular function (GO): transmembrane transporter activity
Source: RefSeq, a predicted model, not a curated record